GCGGCGAUCGUGAUCGUGCUCGUUCGCCAGCUCCUGAUGCAGCUGCCAGACCCUCGUGGCGCCCCUGGUGGGGCAAAGCACCGCCUGGAGGAAGACGCCACAGGGCCACUAUUCGACAACGGCUUCGAAGCCCCGUCCGACAAGGAACGCCUCGAGGCUCUGGUCAAACUCCUGGGCCAGUCGGGCGACACAGAGGGGGCCGCCAAGUACCAGAAACAGCUCGACGAGUAUCGGCGGUCGCAGCAGGAGGCAUCGAUCGCAGUCGGAGCCGCCACACAACGGGUCAAGCAGUCAGAGGCUGGACUGCGCCGUGCAGUGGAGAGGUUCGAUCGGGCCGAGAAGCAAUACAACGAGGCUCAAUCAGAGGUUGCAGCGGCCUCAGCUGAAGUGGAUCUCGCCCAAAGCAUCUACAUAGCGGCGGUUAAGAGGUUCGUCGCUGCUGCAGACGAACAGGCCGCCAAGCCAGAACACAACGCUGUACCCACCAUCGAUCUGGCAUCGCUAUUGGAAGGCCAAGUGUUUUGUCUGGACGACGGUGGCCUUCUCGGACUCGACGAACUGGGCGGCGUGGCCACAGAUGACGAUGAGAAAGAAGCCCAGCGGCGCAAGGACGAGCCCCAAAAGCAAUUUGCGGAGGCUGCCAAGGCUUGCUUCGGAGACCUCAAGGCGAAAGCGGCGGCCACUAAGGAGGAGCAGGCCAAGCAGAAGGAGCGACUCAACGCCAAGCGACCUCGCCCCAAUGCCGAAGGCGACGCUGACCAGACCAAGCCACAGGGCGACUCAGGGGCCACGCCUGGGCAGGCAAGCGACAGCGGUGGGGGCAAGGCACCGCCGACGUCCAAGGCGCCGCCUGGCAAGGCCGCGCCAGCUGCAGCCCCGCCCGCCACCAGGGCAGGCCCACGCGGUGCUGCGCCCUCUGCAGCAGCGGCGGCGGCAGGCGAGAAGAUUCCAUCGGUCGGCAGAGAUGCCAAGGAGAAGCUGGCCCAAUCUGCAGCUUCCGCAGCGGCCAGCAAG
This is a messenger RNA of Prorocentrum cordatum, 1014 nucleotides long. Lineage: Eukaryota; Dinophyceae; Prorocentrales; Prorocentraceae. The record is from the annotation of a GenBank genome assembly.